Messenger RNA from Closterium sp. NIES-67, 1362 nucleotides. The record is from the annotation of a GenBank genome assembly. Lineage: Eukaryota; Viridiplantae; Streptophyta; Zygnematophyceae; Desmidiales; Closteriaceae.
AAGCAUUCACCAUCACCACCCCCUGCCAUUUCCUUCCUGGUUCUGAUUGCUUGGCGACAUUGCGUCCUCGGUCUCAGCAAUUGUGAUGGCCUCGUUUCUCGUCGCUGCUCCCCUGGCGCUGGUGCUGGCAGUGCUGCCGCUGGCAGCCGCGGCGUCGGCCCCGCUUACCAUGUCCACCGUCAUCUCCUUCUGCCCCGACGAGCACUUCUCCUGCGCCUCCCCGUCCACUGUGCGCGCGCCCUCCUCGCCCGCCGACUGCGUGCCCUUCUUCCCCGACCACGCUGACGUGGCAGCCAGCUACGUCAUCGUGUGGGAUGCUCAGCGUGGCAUCAGCGCGCCGCAUUCCGUGUGUCGCGCGCUCACCUUCUGGGACUCCUCCGACUGCGCGCGCUCCUCCGCGUCCUUCUCCGUCGACAUGCCCGGGGAGCUCCUCUCCCCGCCCGGCACCACUCCCCCCGACACCAUCGCCGCCGCUCGUCGGGCCGAGGCUCAUUCGCACAGCGCUACGAGCGGCUACUUCGGCCCCACUCCCACGUAUGCUUCGAUUGGCUCCGUGAGUUGCGCGCAAGUGGACGAGAUCGAGCCGCUCAUCCACGCAGCGUCCGCGCACCGGCCGUCGGACUUGCAGCCACUUCCGGUCACCACGGUGUACGAGCCGGCCGCCAGUGAAGGCGCGUGCUCCUGCAGCGCCAUGCCCACCGUCGCCAUCGUCGCACUGUCCGUCGCCGCUUUCUGCGUCAUCUUCGCCGCCGCUGCCAUCGCAUUCGCCCUCUCUGCCGUGCGCCACGCGAACCGUGUCGCCAGCGACGCCGCAGCCGCGACGGUGGCAGCAGCAGCGGCGAGAGGAGGCGCGAAGGGGGCGGCGGCAGACGAGGCGGAGCCGCUGGCGAAACAGGGCGCGCUGGCGGGCGCGGCGAGAAGCGGAGGGCUGCUGGGAACAGCGCGCGUGCACGACGUGAGCGGCGAGGACGGCGUGGUUGGCGCUGUCUGAAGAAGCAAAGCCUUUUUGGCGGCUCCUACUCUGUUCCCAGCUAACGAAUCUGUUGGCCUGACACUUGGGCUUACAGGAAGGAAUUUCAUUGUGAAGCACCUAUUGCAGGAGCAGCACGGUGGCAUUGCGCCUAGGUUGGUGAUGUUAAUAAGUGUCUACCACUGAAUCCAAAGUGCGUAUGUGAGUCAAUGUAGCAUUGACUCCACCUGGAUUUAGGGUGUGGCUUGUGUAACAUACCAUGUCGGAGUGACUGUGUACAUGUCAGGUGAUCCAAGACCUGUUUGGAUGAAUCUGCCGGUAGUUCUUUGUAUGCUCUUUGCGAAAGUUGAAGCCCGAGCCGCCAGUUCUAAGUGUAAGUAAGGAGUUUGGAA